Rhinolophus ferrumequinum (greater horseshoe bat) is the source of this 1770-nucleotide messenger RNA. Its product is annotated as cytochrome b561 domain-containing protein 2. The transcript has 4 exons. Gene Ontology annotation, cellular component: endoplasmic reticulum. The record is from RefSeq and is a predicted model, not a curated record. Lineage: Eukaryota; Metazoa; Chordata; Mammalia; Chiroptera; Rhinolophidae. Bases 238 to 933 code for a protein of 231 amino acids. Gene Ontology annotation, molecular function: transmembrane monodehydroascorbate reductase activity.
CAGGCGAAUCCCUAGCGUGUAGGGGCAGCAUGCCAGCGGCACGUGAGAAGGCUGCGCGCGAAGGGAUUCAGGCUGCGAUCUGGUCGCAGCUGGAAACUACCGUUCCCGAAGUGCUUCCUGCCCUCCCAGCGGGCGCUGCCGCCCGGCGACGGCGUGGUGCACGCUGGGAUUUGUAGUCUAUUACACAGUUUUGCGCAUCCUACCUGGAAGGUGGGCCAGUGAUCAGUGCCAGUUCAGAUGCUGCAGCCACCGGCCUGGUUGACCAUGGCCCUUUCUGUGGAGACCGAGUCGCAUAUCUACCGAGCUCUGCGCACUGCUUCUGGGGCUGCCGCCCACCUUGUGGCCCUGGGUUUCACCGUCUUUGUGGCUGUGCUUGCCAGGCCUGGCUCCAGUCUGUUCUCCUGGCAUCCCGUGCUUAUGUCUCUGGCUUUCUCUUUCCUGAUGACUGAAGCACUGCUGGUGUUCUCUCCGGAGAGUUCGCUGCUGCGCUCCCUCUCGCGGAAAGGCCGAGCACGCUGCCACUGGGUACUGCAGCUGCUGGCUCUGCUGUGCGCGCUGCUGGGCCUGGGGCUUGUCGUCCUCCACAAGGAACAGCUUGGCAAAGCCCACCUGGCCACGUGGCAUGGACGCGCAGGGCUGCUAGCUGUGUUGUGGGCGGGGCUGCAGUGCUCAGGUGGGGUUGGGCUGCUCUACCCCAAACUGCUGCCCCGAUGGCCCCUGGCGAAGCUCAAGCUAUACCAUGCCACUUCUGGGCUAGUGGGCUACCUUCUGGGUAGUGCCAGCCUCUUGUUGGGCAUGUGCUCACUCUGGUUCACUGCCACAGUCACUGGUGGGGUCUGGUACCUGGCUGUGCUCUGCCCUGUCAUUACCAGCUUGGUCAUCAUGAACCAGGUAAGCAACGCCUACCUUUACCGCAAAAGGAUUCAGCCAUGAGCUCUUCUCAGCCUAGAAGCCUGGAUUUGUCCUUCAGAGUAGGAGCAGGGGCUGGGAACUCCUGGACUCUCUCAGCUGACUAGGUCGCAGGGACCCUCAGGCACUGGGGCGCUCACGUGUAGGAGUCCUGUGUGUGACAUUUGUGCUUGCUCUUCGCACUGGAAUGCCUUCUCUUUCCCUCUCUACCAUCCCAGAGGAGCUUAUGGAUCAUGUGGCUUGGUGAAGUUGGGGUGGCAAGGCUGCCUCCCCAGCAACUUGACUCAUCCUUGUACUGGUAUGUCCAGAAAUUAUUGGAGAAAAAAAGUGAAAUAAAUAAAAUGAAUGAAAAGACUGGAUGGGGGGAGUAGCCCAAAGUUGGGGAUAGUUCUCGUUAGUGCCGUUAGCAUGAAAAAAAUGGGCUGCUGGGCAAGAUGGGGGCCCGUCCCUGACUGCUCGCUGAGGGGCUGAAGCUCUACCUGCACACAAGUCUCCAUGGCUGUUGAGUGCCUCAUGCCACCCAGGCCCCAAGGCUGUGGCUGUGAAUGGCACAUCUGUGUGUCCUUUUGGUCUCCCAGCUGCCCACUGGGCUGGAGUCUCCAGCUGUGGUGGUUAGAUCUGGACAAUGACAGGAUGGGAGCUGGCGAUGGGCUGUCUCUAUAGGUGUCAAGCACUGAGUACUCUCUUGGAGGUGAGUCAUGGAUGAGAACCAUUCCUUAUGAUGGAGAGGUCUUCAAUCGUUAGAUUCCCUGGGCAGGGCCUCCCUGCCUGGGGAUAGGAGGGAGAGAGAAAAUGAGUAAGGGUGUGAGGUGACAGCUCUGGGAAGAUUGCUUGACAGUGAGCAUGUGUGGUGGGGGGAGG